AUGAAAGCCCCAACACCCAGAGUCAUUUUCGUCCGCCACGGCCAGACAGAAUGGUCCAAAUCGGGCCAGCACACCUCCGUCACCGACAUCGACCUCACGCCGUUCGGAGUCAAGCAGAUGGAGAGAACCGGACAUCAGUUGAUCGGACAUGAAAACUACCAGAUGAUCAAGCCAGAGAGCUUGAAGUUGGUGAUUUCGUCGCCCCGCUUGCGGGCCCAGCACACCGUCAAGCUUUUGCUUCAAGGGUUGUCGGAAAAACAGAGAGAAGCCGUUUCUGUUGAUGUCGACGAGAACAUCAGAGAAUGGGAGUACGGUGACUACGAGGGCUUGCUUACCAGGGAGAUCCACGCUUUGCGUCACGAAAGGGGUCUUGAUAAGGACUUGGCGCCCGGCGACAAAUGGAACAUCUGGCGUGACGGCUGUGAAAACGGUGAGGACUACCUUCAGGUUACUGAGAGAGUCGAUAAGGUGAUUGGGAAGAUCCGGGACGUCCACAGAAAAGCGCUUGACAACCAGGAGGCGUGUGACGUUUUGGUGGUGGGCCACGGCCACAUUUUGCGUUGUUUUGCCGCCCGCUGGGUCAACCAGCCCAUCAACACCAACCCCAACUACAUGUUGGAUGCCGGCGGAGUGGGUGUUUUGAGCUACCAGCACCACAACAUCGACGAGCCUGCGUUGUACUUGGCAGGCGCCUUCACGGUGCCCGUGGAGGAGGAGGGAGCCGACCUUUAG
This is a messenger RNA of Candidozyma duobushaemuli, 732 nucleotides long. RefSeq lists its product as uncharacterized. Lineage: Eukaryota; Fungi; Ascomycota; Pichiomycetes; Serinales; Metschnikowiaceae. Gene Ontology annotation, molecular function: sedoheptulose-bisphosphatase activity. Gene Ontology annotation, biological process: ribose phosphate biosynthetic process. The transcript has a single exon. The record is from RefSeq and is a predicted model, not a curated record. The coding region runs from base 1 to 732 and encodes 243 amino acids.